This is a messenger RNA of Aethina tumida (small hive beetle), 1293 nucleotides long. RefSeq lists its product as uncharacterized. Lineage: Eukaryota; Metazoa; Arthropoda; Insecta; Coleoptera; Nitidulidae. The coding region runs from base 1 to 1293 and encodes 430 amino acids. The record is from RefSeq and is a predicted model, not a curated record. The transcript has 10 exons.
AUGACGAUCUUAAGUCAAUUGACACGUAAUUUAUGGUGUGAUUUGAAAUACGUGUGCGAUGACGUGUUGGUGAAACAUGCCAAAUUAAAAGAACUCUUUCAGAAACUGCCAAAUAAUUGUGAAUGGAUUCAGUUAGAAACUGUUAAAGUAUUGGUGACAACUAAUUUAAAAGCGAAAAAGAUGCUCAGCAAUUUUCGUGAUAAAAUUGGGAAAUAUUCAGACGGAGAUCCCAAUUUAAUAAGUCUGCAAAGAAAAAUUUUGGAGUUAAAACUAGAGGAUUUGACUUUUAAAAAUGUAUUGCAAUGUUCUGAAAAGUUUGAUGUACCAAAUAUUGGAGCAACACCAGACAACAGCUUUAAUCAAUAUCGUGAUCAUAGAGCACCAAACGUGGUCUUACCUAAAUUGACAUACAAUUUAUUGAAUGAUUUGCAAUAUAUAUGUGGCGAAAUAUUCCUGAAUUAUGCCAAUUUAAAAGAAGGCCUUUCUAAAUUACCAGAUAAUUUUGAACAUAUUUGUUUGGAAAGCAUCAAAAUGUUACUAAAAAUUGAUUUGGUUAUUAAAAACACGUACACCAAAUUUCAUAUUAAAAUUAAGAAUUAUUCAAAAGAAGAUCGAAAUUUAUUAGGUCUAUCAGGAAAAAUUUUGAAAAUAACAGAACAAGACUUGACCCUUGAAAAACCUUCUGAUAAACAUGUGUCAGACUCUGAAUUAACCGAUUAUAAUUCAUUACCAGAUUCUGAUGUUAAUCGUAAACAGUUACGUUUGAACGCUGAGGGAAGUCCAAAUAAAUUUUUUUGGUCAUAUGAUCAAAACAGAAAAAUGAACGAAGAUAAAGUUCAAUCAGAGACUUUUCCUAUACCAUUGUCAACUGUUCAAAACAAACAAAUAGACGAAAAUAUAGAGAUUGAAAAUCAAGUUCAAUUGGGGACUUCUCCUGUACCUACAUCGCCUUGUGUUCGAAACCCUCCAGAGGAUGAGUAUCAAGUUCAAUUGGACACUUUUCCUAGACCUACAUCGCCAUGUGUUCAAAACACACAAAUAAACGAAGAUAUAGAGAUUGAAGAUCAAUUUCAAUUGGGGACUUUUCAUGUAACUACAUCGCCAUGGGUUCAAAACACACAAAUAGACGACAGUAUAGAGAUUGAAGAUCAAUUUCAAUUGGGGACUUUUCCUGUAACUACCUCUCCAUGUAUUCAAAACACACAAAUGAACGAAAGCAUAGAGAUUGAGAAUCAAUUUCAGUUGGGGACUUUUCCUUUAACUACAUAUCGUGUUAGCUCAUUUAAUUUUUAA